AUACGUAUCUCCCCUGGGGCCCCUCGUCUACGCCAUCCCUUCUGCAGGGCCUCAUAUUGUUUCAGUUAACGAAGUGCAACAGCUCAGGUAUACUAACUCCCUUCAGUAACAGGUGUAGGUCGCAUCAAAGUCACCAGGCUCUCGUCUUAAAAGUCACCAUGAACCCUCUCCUGGUUGUUUUUCUGGCCAGUGUGCUACUGUCAGGCGCCAGAUGUGAAAAGGCUGUUAUAGAGGCUCUAAUGGACACAGGAGCCGCCUCCACUCAGUGUGGGGAAUUGGAACUGGGAUUUAGUCAGGAGGCUCAUCUGUCGUCCAGCGGGAAGGCGCCCAAAGGAUACUACAGCGUACUGAUAUCGGCUGUGGGUGAGAAGCCCGCCGACUGUGGAUACCGUCAACUCUGUGUGGACGUUGUGGAUAGUCGUAUGGAAUUCUGUUUUGCUAAAGUUCACGUCUCUGGCAAGCAUUUCGAGAAAAGGGAUGCAGUAGCUGAACUUGGAUGUGGUAAGAAGAUCCCGGAAGGUUGGUGUACGAGUGCCCAGUACCUAGAGGUCUCCGUGCUAGAGAAACCCAGCUACACCGAAACUGACGGCUACGGCUUCAACAUCACAGUGUCCUCAAAGUGUUCAACCACUGACGCUGACCAACAGGAAAUCAUUGAUGAUUAUGUACCAAUCGACCUCGAAGAAGCCAUCAACCAAGCACGAAUCAUCGGAGUGAUCGUGGCCGUCUGUUUGGCUUGUAUCUUUCUGGUCACACUCUUACUUACAUACUUAUGGUACAGAAACAAAACUGGAGUCAAUUACAGACAGGAGUCGUAAUCAGGGACAACAUACACCAUGACAACAAGUAUUCACUAGACUAACCUCGCGAAUAAAUAAAAACAAAAACAGUGACAAUGGCUAUUUCCCUGUAAACAAGAACUGUGGAACAUCAAGUGUGCACAAAAACGGAAAAUUGUGAUCAUGUUUCGGCUGGAAUUUUCAACGCUAAAGCCAUUUAACUUCCAUGAAAGAGUCGUGGAUGAGAAGAGAAUUAACAUGGAAACUUUUGCACGAUCAAACUAUUUUCGAACAUUUUCCUUUUGUUGAUUCCCCAAAUCAAAAUCCAUUGCAAGGGAAGUAACUCCUGAAUGGUGUUUCCUUUUGAACAAGAAGGGAAGUAACUCUGUUGAACUUCGUCGUGCUGGCUUGCGUGUCGGUGUCAUUGUGUGUAUGAUCCCAAGUGUGGAGAGAUGGUGAUAGAAAUUGCCCGGGGUCAUAGUUAAUUAAAUCGUGGUGAAAAGCAAGCUUGAUCAAUAGGGCAAAACUACACCCAGGUACAGGAAUCAUAAAAAACGAACUAAUAUCACUGCCAUACGCGGGAUAGAAUUAGAUUGUGAGUAUGUGUGUUCAUACUUCGUACAUGUUAUGUGUUCAAUACAUUCCUGAUUUUAAAAUGACCAUAAAGUUAUGAUAUAUAACCAAACUAUUGUAUCAAUAUUGGUUUAUAUACGUUUGAAUUAUACGUGAGGGAUUAGUGUACGAGUGUAUUAGAGAGUGUGUGUGUUAAUUACAGGGCUGAGUGGGAAACAUGUUUGUCAGUGACGGGAAUCGUCAAAUGUUCCUCACUAUAUCCGAGUUUAUUACUGUGAAACUCUGGGUUUAUCUUGUCACGUGUUCUUCAGUUUAGUAAAUGGUUUAGUAAAUGAAGCAUAAAUAACAUAAAUAAAUAACACAACUGUCCAUGGUGUACAUACAAUAUAAUUACUUCCCCUUUCAAACUUGAAAUGUGAGAAGAAAACAUAUGGCCACAUAUAGAACCCAGAGGCACGUGCACGUGCAGAAGUCAUGUGUUUGAUGCGUACCUACAUAAGAAACCUGUCAUUGAUGAUGAUCAUAUGUAUGUGUUUACGUAGUAUGUUAACGUGUACAACAAAUUUCUGUCAUGAAUCUUCAAACGUGAAAUUAAUAAAAGUGUGAGAAUAACUAUGCUAGUCAAUACUAACUUUUUGGUGUGUAUUGGUUGGAAAACUUUUGUCGGUGAAUGAAAGCAAAAAGGUGUACAAGCUAAAGUGUUGGUGGUUCUACAGAAAUAUCUAUGCGCCAGUCUUGUCGAACAACAAGUAGUCAAUCGUAGACUGUUGUAAAGCUCCGGGUCAUGUUAGUAGAAAUUUUCCGGGUUGUUGAACUUAAAAUGGUUCCGGUUCGGGCCUUAAAAUUCAUAGGUUAGGUCGUUGAAUUAGAAGUUCGUGAUCUAGAUGAAGAUUAAUUUAGAAUUAAUGUAGCUUGAGUAGAAACAUGUUGGGAAAUCAAUUUUGUUUUAUAAAUCACUGACACAAUCUUUUAAUAUAUUAAUCCUACAAAUAAAAUGGUAUCAACAACA
Molecule: messenger RNA, 2361 nt
Organism: Pecten maximus
Lineage: Eukaryota; Metazoa; Mollusca; Bivalvia; Pectinida; Pectinidae
Exons: 5
Coding region: 159-818 (219 amino acids)
Source: RefSeq, a predicted model, not a curated record